This is a messenger RNA of Cuscuta campestris, 1229 nucleotides long. The record is from the annotation of a GenBank genome assembly. Lineage: Eukaryota; Viridiplantae; Streptophyta; Magnoliopsida; Solanales; Convolvulaceae.
GCAUAUUCUCUGCCACCGACCUCUCAUUAUUCCAUUCAUGAAAUUCAUCCCUCUCCUUCCACUUAUCUUCCUGUGCUGAGCUUCGCAGACAACAGAUAUGGCGAAUUCCCUGUAAAUAUUGUAGAUAUAUUGCAAAACGCGUAUAUAGAUUUCCACCAUUUUUUAUAUGUCUAUUCUCUCCAGAGAAGCUCAAUGGAGAAGACAAUGAAGGACGGGAAUUCCAGGCACAGAUUUUUGUUUUUUUCUCUCCUCAUUUCCAUACCUUUUCUCCUCCUCCUGCUCGUCCGAUCCCGCCGGGCCUCAUUCUCCGCCCUCACGUCAACCGCCGGCUCCGGCCGAUCUGGAGGCGGAAGCGAGAUGCGCGGUCUCAAGAUCCGGCCGGGGUACAAUUCCUACGAGGCCUACAUCCAGAGGCAGCUGAACAAGACGCUCAACCCGAAGCUCCGGAAGAUCUGGACGACCCGGGACUGGGAGAGGAAGAUCGAGGUUUUCGCCGCGUUUUUCGCGGAUCUGAAGGCGAACGGUUUGCUCGCCAAUUCGUCCAAGGCGCUGUGCAUCGGCGCCCGGACGGGGCAGGAGGUGGAGGCGCUGAGGCGGGUGGGGGUCUCCGACUCCAUCGGCAUGGAUCUCGUCCCGUCGCCGCCGCUGGUCGUCCGCGGCGACUUCCACCGCCAGCCGUUCGGCGGGGAGACGUUCGAUUUCGAAUUCUCAAACGUCUUCGACCACGCCCUGUACCCCGCCAAGUUCGUCGGCGAGAUCGAGCGGACGCUGAAGCCCGGCGGCGUCUGCGUAUUGCACGUCUCGGUUUCCCGGCGAGCCGAUAAGUACUCGGCCAACGAUUUGUACAGUGUUGACCCGUUGAAGAAACUGUUCGGGCGAUCCGAGUUGGUCCGGACCCGAAACAUAGACGGGUUCGGAUUGGAUACAGAAGUAGUUUUCAGGAAAAAGAAGAAGAUCCAACGGUGACGAUCUCUUACAAUACUCCGUAUUUAUUUGUUUGUUUAUUUACUGUAUUUUAUAAAUUGAUGGGAAAAGAAUUCUUUCAUUGAGUUAAUUUUAUAAAAAGAUGAAAAAUGUAUCUCGUUGUAAAGACUAGAUUCAUAUCGGUGCAUUGCACAGCAAGUAAUUUAUUGUAAUAUACGGAGUAUAAAAUGAUAUUAUCAUAAAAAUAAAUACUUCCUCCGUCCCCCAUUUGAUUACAAAUUGGGUAAUCAAAUUGAGGUUUACGA